CCCCCAAUCCUUACUGAUUUCUUGCUUCCUGUCUUGUUUUGCGCUUGUUUUUGUUUGCCACUGGAACAUUUAUUCGAAACACUUCGCGCUUUUUUUUCCUUUACUUUUUGUUUUAUUUGCUCUUUUUAUAUAAUGCGGUUGUUUUCCCUACAUUCAUCGCAAAACGCGCUUUGUUCCGAUUUAGUUUUCUCCAACAGCAUCCUGCUGGUGUUUGUUUCUUUGCUGCUUGCGGUGAAUAUGGAUUGAAUUAUUUUCUUUUCCCAAAAUAAACCGUAUAAAUGCACCUGCCGUCGAAGAGAUACUCCGCGUUUGAAAUCGAAGAGCAGGCGUGUGUGCCCUGGGUGCAGCCUGGCCUGUGCUGUGGAGGCAAUGAAGAACCCAGGAGCCGCCGAGAGCCGUCGGCUGGUCGGCCUGCUGGAGGCCGCCCUGGUCAGAGAGGCUCGCCUCUGGAAGGUACCUGUGUUCAAGAACGGAUGCAUCCAGGGCGCUGACAUCUCUUCAUCCCAGCACCAAGAAAUGAUCCUUUGGCUCAGAGACAUGAGCAGGCUGUUUCAGUUCUGUCCAGAGACCUUUGCACUGGGAGUCUGUGUCCUCAACCGCCUGCUGUCCACUGUCAAGGCCCAACGAAAAUACCUGAAAUGCAUAGCUUUUACCUCACUGGUUCUGGCUGCCAAAAUCAAUGAGGAAGAUGAGGUAAUAGGUUCUGUUAAGGACCUGGUUGUGCAGAGCGGAUGCAACUUUUCAACAGCGGAGAUUCUUCGCAUGGAGAGGAUCAUUCUAGACAAGCUGCACUGGGAUUUGUACACCGCAACACCAGUCGACUUCAUUCACAUAUUCCACGCCCUGCUCGUCUCCGGCCAUCCCCACCUCAUUCCGUCCAUCGGGCUCGGCUGGGACUCUGCAACGGACCCCGGCACACUUCCUGCUGGGCCGGGGCAUCAGAAGAGUCCUCCGGGCCUCCAGGUGGCGUUGUGGACCAGGCAGGUGCAGCACUGUAUGGCCUGCCACCAGCUUUGGCAGUUCAAGGGCUCCACAUUGGCCUUGGCCAUCAUCACUUUGGAGCUGGAGGCGCUCACGCCUGACUGGUUCUCCGUCUUCACUGACCUGCUGAAGAAAGCACAAGUUGAUAGUGCCGAGUUCAUUCACUGCAAAGAGAUGGUGGACGAGUACCUCCACAGCCUGGAGUUCUCCCUGCCGGCCAACGCCGUCUACAUCUUCGACGGCGCCCGGAUCCAGGAGGAGGAGCAGCGAGCCUGGAGCCCCACGCAACACCUCAGGCAAGCCAGGAGGGGCCGGGGCGGCGGAGAGCAGGGCGACUCGGACGAGUAUUACGACGGUUUUCGGUGUUUGUAUAACGAGGAGACGAACCCGGGUCCAGAGGGAAGCGAUGCUGGGGGUUUGUUUGAUUCCAAGCAGAAAGACGUCUCUCCCUGUCCGCCUCUGCACCCAGCUGUCAACUAGUAGGACGUUUUUUCACACCAUCCGUCUCUUUACAAGUACACAGUGCGACUGUUCAGCACAUUUUAGAGCCUCAAUCAUCAUGCGCUGAGGUACCUGAUGUUUCUCAUCUGUUGAAUUAUUGAGGAACUGAUUUAAAAGAUGUGAAAAAAUAAAAGGUAGAAAGUCUUUCUUUACAGCUUGGCUAAGGUCAAGUUAAGUAACGGUUUUAGUUGCUUCUUCUGUGCACUCGCCGUCGAGCAAAUGUGAAUCUGGAGGUGUUCGUGGAUCAGUGUACGAGUUCACCUCUUAUUCUGAUGCCAUAAUGCGUUCUCUGCGUUGACAGCUGGGCAGUUGAGGAGAAAUUGCGGGGAAUCUUGGAGCCCGACUGAUCUGAAAUCUGAAUGUUUCUCUUUGGUGCAGAGUUACUGGUCCAUUUAAGUUCUCUACCUGUUAUUAAUGCCACAUUUUUUUUCUACUUCUUAACCUUCCUGUCCUUUAUAUCCACCACAGAUAGUUUUGUUUUACAAGUUGGAGGUACUGGAUAAGACCUAGGCAGUUGUGUGUGUUUUAUUUUAAGUGUGGUUGAGGCCAAGAGCUGUUUUUUUAUGUUUGAGAGUUGAUCCUGGUUUUGUUUGUUGUGAGGCAUGUUAGUGCUCAGGUUCACCCCAGAGCCAGAAAGCACUUUGAGAAAAAGACAAGCUUUUUUUUUUUAUAAUGCAAAUUAUUAUAUUUUUUCACAUCUUUUUUUUUUUUUAUUAUUUUAAUCCUUUACUUACUUGUACUAAAACAUCUCUAUGAUGUGUUAAGUGUUUAUUUACCAAAAGCUACAUUUCACCCCAAAAAAAGCUUUAAUUUCAUGACUAAAUGCUGCAAAUGUUUUUAUUUCUUUAAUCCUUCAGCCUGUAUUGAGUUUAGUUUAUGCAACUGUUAUUACAUAUCAAACACGAGCACCUUUCUGGGAGAUUAGUUCAACACUAGGGCAAAAUGACAAAAAAAAUCGGAUCUGAUUAGUGAUCCAGCAUCAAUGUUCUCGUUUAAAUUUUCUAUAUAUACAUAUAUUUUUCUUAUUAAGACAUUCUUAAUGAGAACACCAAUAACCACACUCAAAAUUUUGUCACAUUCUCGAUAUUGAAGUGUUCGGAUAAGAGCAUUCUGUUUUAUUUUGUAAAUAUAACCCAGCUUUGUCACGUUACUGACACAUUUUAGUUUUAAACUUUAUAUAAUGUCGGUUGAUACAUGAACAUGCAGAGCGUUCACAAGGGCUUUACCUCCACUGCCGAACAGUUGAAGCCUAAAGACAUAGAACAGACUUUGAUCUUCAUUCUUUGGCUUUAGGCUGCUGAAAUAGUUUACUGUGUUCGGAGGGAAGCCAGCACUGUCGUCUUUAAUGUGAACUGGUUACUGUCCAUUUUCUCAACUGUAAAGUCUGGGUGGAUGCUACACCAACCAGUGACCAAUGUAAAGGUUUUUUUUUUUCUUUUUCAUAUUCCUCCAGAUACUGAGGCAGCUAUAUCUUACUGUUUUGUCAACCACAGAAAUAAAGCUAUGACUUCAAAAGUC
Toxotes jaculatrix (banded archerfish) is the source of this 3000-nucleotide messenger RNA. RefSeq names its product cyclin I family, member 2 (gene ccni2). Gene Ontology annotation, molecular function: cyclin-dependent protein serine/threonine kinase regulator activity. Gene Ontology annotation, cellular component: cyclin-dependent protein kinase holoenzyme complex; nucleus; cytoplasm. The coding region runs from base 370 to 1461 and encodes 363 amino acids. The transcript is spliced from 7 exons. Lineage: Eukaryota; Metazoa; Chordata; Actinopteri; Toxotidae. The record is from RefSeq and is a predicted model, not a curated record. Gene Ontology annotation, biological process: mitotic cell cycle phase transition; regulation of cyclin-dependent protein serine/threonine kinase activity.